This is a messenger RNA of Serpula lacrymans var. lacrymans S7.9, 2202 nucleotides long. RefSeq lists its product as uncharacterized. The annotation marks the transcript as partial. Gene Ontology annotation, cellular component: CORVET complex; fungal-type vacuole. The transcript is spliced from 13 exons. The record is from RefSeq and is a predicted model, not a curated record. Lineage: Eukaryota; Fungi; Basidiomycota; Agaricomycetes; Boletales; Serpulaceae. Gene Ontology annotation, biological process: vesicle-mediated transport; intracellular protein transport.
UCAUGGCGGCGCUUUCAUCGUCGGUUUCUGAAGGACAGACGUCGGGGCAAGAAAGAGAGGAUGAGAACUCGUUAGACGUAGAAUUACUGAAGGAAAUUGGAAAGAAAGCCCUGGUAGACGCCUUGAACUCGGUAAAUGGUGCAAAGACACUUGUCCUCGACAAUACACUAGCAGGAUCGCUGGGGCUUGUAACAGAUGUUUCGUUGCUGAAGCAUCAUGGCGUGGACAAGAUGUACUGGCUUGAGUCAGGUCCUCUAACGUCUACAACGACUAAUAUAGUUUAUCUCUGCCGGCCCCUCAUCAAAUACGUGAAGAUAAUAGCUGAUCAGAUAAAGAGACAUGCCAAAGAAUCACUCAAGCAUAACUAUACGCUAUUCCUAGUUCCACGUACCUCGACGCUCGUAUCGCGAAUACUAGAAGAGGAAGGAGUACUCGGUGACGUGACUAUAUCCUCGUACAACCUUCAGUUCAUCCCUGUAGCAGAAGAUGUCAUUUCGUUGGAAAAUGACAACGCGUUCAAAGAAAUAUGGGUGGACGGCGAUGAAACUGUCAUAUAUAAUUCGGCAUUAGCUCUGGCUUCUCUGCAGAAGCUAUACGGCCAGUUUCCUCGAAUCAUCGGGAAAGGAGAUUACGCUGCUAAACUUGCUACUCUGUUGACUCGCCCUUUGCCUUCACAAUCUGCCUCUAGCUCGAAUGACGCUCCAAUACCACCUGGGCAGAUCGAUUCUCUGAUCAUCCUAGAUCGUCAUGUUGAUAUGAUAACGCCAUUCCUUACCCAACUAACUUACGAGGGUCUCAUUGACGAUAUCAUUGGCAUUAAGAACUGUGCUGCUCAGAAUCCGUCCAAUCCACCAGCUACUUCUUCAUCUGCCACUCCUGUCACAUCAAUAAAUAACGAGAAAACGAAGAAGCAUCACCUCACAUCCGCAACAGACCCUUUGUUUGCUGAGUUGAGAGAUCUGAAUUUCUCAGCUAUUGGAAGAAGACUGAAUAAAAUCGCACACCGACUUGAUGAGGACUAUAAGGCUCGACUGCAAGCGAAGACCGUUGCGCAACUGCGAGAUUUCGUGGGUAAGCUUGGUGGGCUACAAACGGAACAUCAGGCUUUAGGACUUCAUACUGCACUAUCGGAGAUGCUAGUUCCCCACACUCAAACGCAGACAUUCAACAAGUCACUUGAAAUACAACAAAAUCUUCUUGCGUCGUACGAGGUGUCUGCGCAGAUCACUGCGAUAGAAGACCUGAUAGCCCAGGGGGCCGACAUGCAGCUAGUGGUAAGGUUGUUCUGUCUCGCUAGUAUCACCGCCGGUGGUAUCAAGAACAAACCAAUGGAAAGCAUCAAGCGUGAGAUACUGCAGGCUUACGGGUACAACUACCUCCCUUUACUUCUUGCGUUAGCUGCUCCUCCACUAGCUGUACUCCUCCCAAAUCCCCUUCCACCUUCUACACCGCAGUUCGUCACCGCAGCCAAAUACCCCUUUACGACUAUCCGCAAACCCCUGCGUCUUCUGAUCGAUGAUACCGCGGAUGCGUUGGAUGAACUCGAGAACGACAUCAGUUAUGUAUACUCCGGAUAUGCCCCCAUCAGUGUCAGGCUCGUGCAAUGUGUCGCCCAGAAAAGCGGAGUGUUGAGCAAUCCUGCGGAGAAAGCCUUGGUUGAUGAUGUAGAUGGGAAAGGAAAGAGCGCCUCCGAAAGGAGGGUCCAUGCUCAUCCUAUCGUCGGAUGGAAGGGCUUUGAGGAUCUGCUGGCCACUAUCCCUGGAGAGACGUUUGACAUUGUGCAGAAGGCCCGGGGCGCUCCGCUGCCUUCAGCAUCUUCCGUCGCCUCACUAUUACGUCCACAUGAACAGACAACUACUACUGUUGUAUUUUUCUUAGGAGGGUGUACAUAUACUGAGAUCGCUGCUCUAAGAUGGGUCAGCCGACAGAAUCGAGGCCGAAAGUUCUUGAUUGCGACGACAGGGAUUGUAAGCGGUUCUAGUCUGGUCGAGAGCAUUGCCGGUGUUGGCAAAACUGUAGGGUCUAAAGAAGCUGGUAUUUAAUUUGGAACUUCCAUGAUGGUUUCAUGCUGUCUUGGUUGGUUUCUAUUUUUUGUACAGUACUUCACACCACGGACCGUUGCAUUGAACCUGCUAGUGUUAGUGUCAGCUCCCGUACGACUGCGGAUCUGUGGUUUCACUGUUGAGCCACGCAGGGAUGCCU